Molecule: messenger RNA, 1079 nt
Organism: Annulohypoxylon maeteangense
Lineage: Eukaryota; Fungi; Ascomycota; Sordariomycetes; Xylariales; Hypoxylaceae
Exons: 2
Coding region: 388-870 (160 amino acids)
Source: RefSeq, a predicted model, not a curated record
UUGAGGUUGCAGAAGUUCAAAGACCAUUCGGGUGCUACCUACCUAAAGCUAUAGAGGAACUCGGAGUUACUUUGAACUUUUAAAAUGUACCUACGCACCUGCAAUCCGUUCAGGUACCAGUGUUAGGGCUUGCCUUGGCGAUGUCUAGCAUAUGGAAAGCACUAAGUAAAACCUUACCUAGUAGGUAGGUAGGUACUACCCCAUCUGGAACCAUCAAUGAUCAAUUUCAAAUUACUCAGCCCUAAAGGUUUUUAUUUUCAACUUCUAUCAACUUCUAACUUCAACUCCCUUUCAUUCACCGUUACUAGGCGAAGUUAAGAAGCCAUAUUCCUCUACCUACAAUAUCAAUAUUACUCUAUUAUAGUAUUACCUAGGUCAAUAGCAACGAUGGAGCACGAUCCAAACUGGGAGCGUGCCCUUGUCAUACGCCUACGCGAACCGCAACCGGAACGAAAGAAACCAGUGCUUUUCAUACCCAACGAGAUCCUUCACAUGAUCAUAAAUAAUUUCCGACUUCCAGUUAACAAGGUAACUGAUGGGAUGCCCCCAGAGGAAUUCCUAGUGAACCGCACCACACUUUACAAUAUUUGUCUUACUGCCAGUUUCCUCAUCAAAUUUACGAGGCCGCUUCUAUAUGAAACGAUUAUCUUAUACUUGGGCUCUAAACCGGAUGAAAAUGAACGCGUCGGCAACCAGCGGACCAUGGUACUUCUGAUCAGAACUUUGUUAGAGGAACCCGACUUCUGUCCGCUCAUCAAGAAUAUCAUUUGCCCCUCAAUAAUUACAAAAUUCCCUUGGAUCAGCAAAUUCCACGACUACAGUAAAGAUUUCCUUCUUUGGCCUUUCGUCCAAUACGAUUACCCACCCUAGGAGACUAUCGAUUGGCGUCACCGGCUUAUAUUUAAAUGUGCGCGGCUUGAUCCAUUUAAAGGCCGGACGUUAAAGGAUUGGGAUCUCAGAGAUUACUGGGAAUCAACCACAGAGUACACCCAACGGAUUUUAGCGAUCCUUCUUUGCUUAUCGUCCAGAGCGGAAUUAUUACUCCUUCGUAUACAGGAUAAUAACAACUAUCCCGUUCU